AUGGCAUACAACUUCUCCCUGACGACCUUCUCCCCAAGUGGGAAACUUGUGCAGAUUGAAUAUGCCCUCAACGCUGUUAACCAAGGCGUCACCGCCGUAGGAAUCAAGGCCACAAACGGAAUCGUUCUUGCGACCGAGAAGAAGUCCUCGUCCCCGCUUGCCGACCCUGGCUCCCUCUCCAAGAUCAGCCUUGUGACCCCCAAUAUCGGAAUGGUCUACGCCGGUAUGGGUCCCGACUACAGGGUCUUGGUCGACAAGGCCCGCAAGGUAUCGCACGCCUCCUACAAGCGCAUCUACAACGAAUACCCUCCCACCCGGAUAUUAGUGCAGGAUGUUGCCAGAGUCAUGCAGGAGGCCACUCAGUCUGGUGGUGUGCGUCCUUACGGUGUCAGUCUUCUCAUUGCGGGUUGGGAUGAGGGUGUCCUCCCCGAGGACGAGAUUGAAGAGAGGAGCGGCGAGGGCGACAAGAAGCUGUCUGGAAAGACCGGUGGUAUCCUCAAGGGCGGGCCUAUGCUCUACCAGGUUGAUCCUUCGGGUUCUUACUUCCCCUGGAAAGCGACUGCCAUUGGCAAAGCAGCGCCUCAGGCCAAGACCUUCCUUGAAAAGAGGUAUUCUGAGGAUCUCGAGUUGGAGGAUGCCAUCCACAUCGCUCUGCUUACCUUGAAAGAGCAUAUUGAGGGCGAGAUGAGCGGAGAGACGAUCGAGAUUGGCAUUGUUGGACCCCCGGCAGACCAUCUUCUAGGUAUCGAAGGCGUUGAGGGGGCAAAGGGACCUCGCUUUAGGAAGCUGAGUCCUCAGGAGAUUGACGAUUACCUCACCAAUCUAUAG
This is a messenger RNA of Parascedosporium putredinis, 828 nucleotides long. NCBI's taxonomy places the organism in Eukaryota, Fungi, Ascomycota, Sordariomycetes, Microascales, Microascaceae. The record is from the annotation of a GenBank genome assembly.